This is a messenger RNA of Akanthomyces muscarius, 1458 nucleotides long. RefSeq lists its product as uncharacterized. NCBI's taxonomy places the organism in Eukaryota, Fungi, Ascomycota, Sordariomycetes, Hypocreales, Cordycipitaceae. The record is from RefSeq and is a predicted model, not a curated record. Bases 1 to 1458 code for a protein of 485 amino acids. The transcript has 5 exons.
AUGUUCGUCAUGUCUGAGACGGCGGUCGGCCAUGUGCGCGAUGUGGCUGUCGCCAGCAUACCAGUGCGCCUGCAUGGCGGGCGAGUGCCUUGUCCCGUUGCGGCUGGGCUUACUCUGACGCUCGACACUAAUAAACAAUGUGACGUCGCCGCGGCUGAUAACCCUUCGUCGGCAGGACCAAUUGUUGAUCCCACGGUCGCUUCUGCAACGCCAGCCUCCGCCGCCGCCGAAGACAUUAUGAUCUUUUCAGACUUUUACAAGGGCUCGCGCUCGCCGCUAGCUAGGUUACGCAACGGCACCCCUCAACUGCCCGCCAAACCGCCCACAGCCUCACCCGAUUGGGUUGGCGACGAGUACACCGACCUGCUCAGCAAAGACAAGGCCAAGAACAAAGAGGCUGUUCGUCGCUAUCUCGCCGACAAGGUCCGCUACGACUGGAGAAGAGGAUCAAUCCGCUUCGAUGAUGGGUACCAAGUCGACGAAUCCGAUCCCGACUCUGACGACGAGUCCGUGUACAGCGUCGUCUCCGAAGACAAUAUCCACUGGAGGCCGCGCGCCGAGUGGACGUCCGAUAUCGACGACGAGGGCGAUGGCAGCUCCUCUUUUGGCGACUCACAAUCCUCGCUGCAACUCGUUGCCAUGGCCCGCCAAACGAGGCGUCGCCGCGCUAUACGUGAAGAGGCGUCCUGGAAUCCAGGACUAGCCUGCUUCGAGGCGAGGCGCAAUGUUUGGACCGGCGCAAAGACAGUGCGCGUACGCUCCAAGCCUACUGCUGUCACGCCUGUUCAAAACAUUUCGCCACGCUCUCCCCGCCGCUUUUUUUUUCGCCGCAGCAUGUCCAGCUCGCCGCCCUCCGCCACGGCCGUCUUGGCCGCAACGAAUGCGGCAUCUGCCGACCUCUCCGGCACCGCCUCCGACUCCUCUUCCACCCCCCACGAUGAGCUGCGUAAAGUCGACUCUCGUGCCGACAGCAGUACCGCUAACACACCGGCCACCUCUACCGAGGAAACCCGCACGUACCCGGUCCAGACGUUGCUACCCCUCGCCCAGCCUAUCCUGCCGCCCAGUAACCCUUUGCGCGCAUCCAUCACUCCCAACGUCUACCUUGGCCUCUACGAUAAAGUCAUACUACAUAAUCUCCAGCCGUCAUGUCCCAUCAAUCUCAGCGACAUGCUGCGCUCCUGCGUCACCGGCUGGAAACGCGAUGGAGAGUGGCCCCCUCGUUCCACACCGUACAACCCACCUGAAGCCAGAAAGAAGAGCUCCAAGUCCAAGAAACCCGCUGCUGCAACACCGGCCGCACAACCUACAGAAGCUGAGACAAAGGCCGGCCGAAGAUUGAGCUUCAAUCUGUUGAAUCGCGACAAUGACGAAUCCCGCGCAGGUAAGGGCUUUCGAAAGAGUCUGCAGCGCGCUUUUGGCAUGGCUCCUCCUCCAGGCCUCGGUGAGACUGCUUGA